UUGAUCGAUGUCUGCUUUCCUUCUUCUGUUUUAGCUUCCUUGGGCUUGCACAGUCAACGGUCUCAAGAAACUUCGCAGCAAGCGCGCAUGGAGACAUACGCAUCUUCGACCUCAGAUUGGAUCGCCAGAACAAGACCCUCCACUGCUUCAGAUUGAAUGGUCCGAAUUUCUUCCCCAAGAAGUUUCGCAAGAAGGCGAAGCAGCGAUGCCCACUGAAGUUCUCGUCCAGUUCGUCAUCCUCGUCCUGUCCCUCGCCAUGCUGUUGUUCGCCGUCCGGCGACUCUCCGCCCGACCCUCCACCACGCUCCGGACCAAGACCCGAUCCGCCGCCGCCGCCGCCCAGUCGAACCGCCACUUCCUCCGGGCGUCCAGCCUCCUCGUCCGGGCCCGGUCCUCGCCGACCCACCACAGCCACCGCGCCCAGGCCCCGACCCUCGCCAGGGCCGCCCUCGCCGAGGCCGAGGCCGCGAUCUCGCAGUCCCCGAAGGACGCGGCCCCGCACGUGCUCAAGGCCCUGGCCCUGGACUCGCUCGGCCGCCGGAGCUCGGCGCUGAGGUCGCUGGACCUGGCGCUGUCGGCGCCGCGGGCGAGGUCGCUGUCGGGGAGGGAGCGGGCGGAGGCGCUGGCGAGGAGGGCGGAGCUGAAGCUGGGGAUGGGGGUGGGGGCGGCGGCGGCGGCGGGGAGGGGGAGGAGGAGGAGGAGGAGGGCGGAGUCGGCGGCGGAGGACGCGAGGGAGGCGGUGAGGGCGGCGCCGGGGGAGGCGCCGGCGUGGCGGGUGCUGGGGGAGUGCUGCGAGCGGAAGGGGCUGAGGGAGGAGGCGAGGAGGGCGUUCGAGGAGGCGCUGAGGAUCGAGCCCGGGUGCGAUCCGGCCCGUCACGGGUUGGACCGGUUAGGCUCUUCUUGAUUUAUUUUUUAUUUUUAUUUUUUCGUUUUUUCUUGUCUUUCUUUCUUUUCUUGUAAUCUGAAUGGCAAAGUUCAAGAGUUUUUAGUGGCCGAAAAGCUUUUGUAAUCGGCCAAUUUGAGAGCCCGAAGAAGAAGAUUUGCCAACUGGGUAAAUAUUAACGGCAAAAUUUGCUUGUUUUUUCA
Syzygium oleosum is the source of this 1086-nucleotide messenger RNA. RefSeq lists its product as uncharacterized. Lineage: Eukaryota; Viridiplantae; Streptophyta; Magnoliopsida; Myrtales; Myrtaceae. Bases 206 to 904 code for a protein of 232 amino acids. The record is from RefSeq and is a predicted model, not a curated record. The transcript has a single exon. Gene Ontology annotation, molecular function: protein binding.